AUGUAUGCUUCAGAGGCUUUGGUGGAUACUGGUCAGCAAGAUGAACAGGUCAACAGGAAGCGACAAGAAGUCAUCCAAUCACGGAUUCUAGUCAGUCAGUCAGUUCAGUCACUCAGGCCGUUGCUCACCUUCACCAAGAAGAAGCUCAGUCAGUCGGAUCAAUCACCUCUCAGCAUGCUCAGGUUAGGUCAUGCAAAAGUUGUCAUUCCAGCAAGAUACGGUGGACUCCCGCCAAACGCUGUGAUCACCCUGCCACAACUGAGUGGAGGGGGAGGUGCUCUUAACAUUAUCUAUCUCACUGCUGUAUUAACUACAAAGGGUAGUGAACAGUAUGCACCUGAUCCUACAGAAUAUCCAUAUUUAGCAUUGAUAGAAGUUAAACAAGAAAAGAAUGUCAGUAACUACUACAACGGAGUGUUUGCGUCUCUCUCCUGGGUGAUGACAGUGUCCGCAUCACUAGCGCAGGAGCAGACAGGCAGACCCAGGAACAACUCAUUCCUAGUGUACGGUGGGUUGGACUCCUUCAAUGGUACUAGAACAGCUCAGGCGCGGAAAGUUAAGAAAAUUGUGACUGAUCUGAUGGGUUCAGAAGACAACAAGUAUUUUCCAAACCUGGUCCUCCUCAGAUUGGAAAGCUCCUUCCUCAAGAGCAGAACACUGAGGCCAGCUGUGUUCAACGUGGGCAAGUUGAGUUUGAGGAGUUUGAUGGUUGGAUGGGCCGUGGAUCAUUAUACUGGUCUGCCUCUCUCUCGUCCAGUAGUGUUUCCUGUAAAGAGUUUAAGCUCAACACAAUGUUCACAUUACGCUCUAGUAGAGUUUAAGGAACAAUUCUGUGCUGUCCGUUAUAUGUCCUCAGAGAAAAACUUUCGUCUUUGGGAAGGGGCUUUACUGGUGGACAAGAAGAAUUACGUUACUGGGCUGAUGCAGUUUACCACUUACCUGUCCAAGAAAGAUGUUGAUAGGGCUUUCAUGGUCGUGGUACGUCUCAGCUACUUCCAAACAUUCUGGGAGUUUUAUGUGAUUGACGCUAACAAAACUUUCCUAGAAACGAAGUUUAAAGAUGAUAUCACAUUUGAUCCUUGGAUAACUCCAGGAGGAGAGAAGACAACUGUAAUCAGUCAGCAGCCUGACUUGUUUCCCAGGCAACAAACUGUCUGCUACAUCAAUAAUGUUUCUCUGUAG
This is a messenger RNA of Macrosteles quadrilineatus (aster leafhopper), 1182 nucleotides long. RefSeq lists its product as uncharacterized. The record is from RefSeq and is a predicted model, not a curated record. The transcript is spliced from 9 exons. NCBI's taxonomy places the organism in Eukaryota, Metazoa, Arthropoda, Insecta, Hemiptera, Cicadellidae. The coding region runs from base 1 to 1182 and encodes 393 amino acids.